Molecule: messenger RNA, 5497 nt
Organism: Pelobates fuscus (common spadefoot toad)
Lineage: Eukaryota; Metazoa; Chordata; Amphibia; Anura; Pelobatidae
Gene: SYNJ2BP
Product: synaptojanin 2 binding protein
Exons: 4
Coding region: 95-505 (136 amino acids)
Biological process (GO): chemical synaptic transmission; receptor clustering; cell-cell adhesion
Cellular component (GO): basolateral plasma membrane; postsynaptic density membrane; neuron projection
Molecular function (GO): protein binding
Source: RefSeq, a predicted model, not a curated record
UCUCUCUGGCUCCUGAAACUGAAAGUACUGUGUGUGCGUUUCACCUUCAGCCCUUGGAUUAUAGACCUGCAGGGGGGGCGGGUGAGGAGCCACAAUGAGUGCAGAGGAGGAUAUCGUGCUGUCUAGGGGCCCUUCAGGUUUGGGAUUCAAUAUUGUUGGAGGCACAGAUCAGCAAUACGUCUCGCAGGACAGUGGCAUCUACGUCAGCAGCAUUAAAGAAAAGGGGGCAGCUGCUAUUGAUGGUCGUCUUCAGGAAGGAGACCGAAUAUUAGAGGUUAAUGGUAUCAAGUUAGACAAUCUUUUGCACGGUGAUGCGGUGAAUCUGUUCAGGAACGCUGGUGAACAUGUGGUGUUAAAAGUUCUUCACAAGAUUCAGAACCAAGCGAACGGAGUUCCAAGUAGCCGGAGUGACAAAGACACGGAAGGAAUAUCAUUGACCAUGAUCGUGUUGCCCGUAUUAGCAGUGUUUGCAAUUUAUGCUUUUUUCAGAUAUCGACAACGUUAGACAACAUUCUGAAAAGGCCAAAAGUCAAAAUAUGUUUUAAAUAUACACACGCGUAUGUUUAAUAUGUAAUUAUCACAUCCAAUACCUCCACAGUACAAUGCGUAUACCUGCAGCUUGGCCUUUUUCUGUUCCCAUAGCUUAGAGAUACAAAUCACAGGAGAGAACAGCUAACUAGAACACAAUGGAAUUAUUGAAUUAAUGUUAAAGAUGAAAUACAUCUUCAGUUAGUUCAUGUACUACUCCUGUUCUCUAAUAACUUAUUGUUUUUUGUAGCUGUAUUGUAAUUUUUUUUUUAUAAGUUUAUAAAUUCCAAUACUUACAAUGCUGUCGUGUAACCCAUGUAGGCGCUAUGCCAUUUGGUUACAGUAGGGGGCACACACUGGUUAGAGGGAGGAAGAAGCCAUAAGCCAUGCUGCCUGUCAAGAUUCAAUGAAAAAAAGUCUUAGAUUUUAUUUUACACGGCGAGAUUAGCAUUGUUUCUUGUGUUAUGUAGAUGUCCGAUAUUACGGUUUUAUAAACCGGUUUUUGGUGUAGACAUCAUGUGCCUUUCUAAACUGGAGUGAUGAAAGUGCCUUAUAAAAGAUGAAUUUUAAGUUGUCCAAAAGGCCUUAACAUGCAAAGGUCAGAGGUACAAAGCAAUGGCUGGCAUUUACAUCACAGUAUCAGCAAAGCUUUAUCAGAUGGUAUCAAAAGGAAAAUGAUCUACAUCAAGUAAGGCAUGGAACCCUGAGAAUGCCAAGAUUUGAGAUAUGGUUCGUCAUCUUCUGUUGGUGAAUUGGGAAGGGUGGUAGAGAUCUCAAGAGAUCUGAUAGGAGACCCUAAUUCACAUUUCUUCCACUGAAAUGAGCCAUGAUACUGAAAGAUUUAGCAGACCACUUAUAAACCGGCACAGAAUAUUGCAGUUUGAAAACAAACCACAUAUAUCAUUAUGUAGCAACCUAAGACUGUGUUUUAGGUCUUGUUUUAAGUAGUUAAUUCAUUUUAACCCCCAAUGCCCAUGUCUGCUGCUUUAAUAGUCUGUUCUGUAAGGCUCCUAUUCCAAAACAGUCCACUCAAUUAUUGACAGCAGGGGUGGACGGAACUGCAAAAAUCAAAUACGCAGAAUGUUCUAUGGUGAUAUGCGGUGUAUAGGGACAAGACUGUCAUGAGGGUGAAGUGUACAUUGGUCCUUAACCCCUUAAGGACACAUGACGUGUGUGACAUGUCAUGAUUCCCUUUUAUUCCAGAAGUUUGGUCCUUAAGGGGUUAAAUAUGUCUUCCCCACUUUGUUUUUAAAAUACACUUCCUGUAUCAAGUGUCUAAAUGGUAAAUCUUGGAAAAUAUAUGUACCUCCAUUCAGUUGUGCACAAUCAAUGCCAGGACAUCAAAUUUUACUGUGCUUUAUCAGAUUGUUUUCCAUUUUGUCAUAUGCAUUGAUUUCUAAUGUCAUGUAGUAGGCAUACCCGUUUAUGCAGUGGCAUAGUGUGGGUUGCCAGCUUCCAGGGCAGGGCAAAUUUUGCGCCCCCUAACCUAUGGACCGUUAGCACUCCUGGAGUCCCUUCAUGGGUGCUUAGAUAGCUUCGCUCCUCCUUCCCUACUCCCCUCACCUCGUCCCUAUGGUAUGAGACACUGAUAACUAUGUUGCGUAAUUUUCAAACUCCACUUCACACCUAAAAUAAUGUGUAUAGUCUAUUGUCCAACUAUCAGUGUUGCACACAUCACUGAGACGAGGCAGGUAGAGAAGAUGGAGCAAGGCAAUCAAGGUGCCUUUAUGGGUGUACUGGUAUGAUAACCUUUAAUAGGCAUUUUUAUACAGAUACAACAGUAUCUUCAAAUGGAAAAUCACACUCUAAGUAGGCAUUAUGUUAUUCACUGAUAAAGAUUAUAUGAAGACAGUAUGGCUGUAAUUGGCAUGAAAAAUACUGUAAAAUGUUAGGUGGCGACCUUUAUUUGCCCCGUCAUGUUGAAAAAAACUGUGUAGAGUGUUCGGACAUUAGGAGAUUUUCUGUGUGAAGGGGAGGGCACACUAUUUAAAAAAAAAAAAAGUAUUACUACGUACUCUUUUUCUUUUGACAUUUUUUUUGCCCAGUGCAAAAGCCUCUGUGCCCACCCCCACAAUACGCCACUGCGUAUAAGGUCACACGGAAAAUUCUCUGAAAAUAACUUUCUACAACUUUCUGCAGCUAUUGGUAAAAUGCAAUAUUUAUUACUAAAGUACAGAUAGAUGUUCUGUAAAACAGUGUGCAGAUUCUAGAAUAUUUAAGAAUUUGAGUCCUGCCAAAAAAAAAAAUGCAAUGUUAUUUUUUGUUUCUUUUUUUUCUCCUGUAAAACUGCUGUUUAUCUACUACAUUAUUGGCUGUGUACCAUGAACUUUUUUUAUUUUAUUUUUGUACUACUUGCAAAAUCAGUCCAUUAGUCCUGGUGAACUCUGCCUGUUGUAAAAUAUCGAGUAACAUGCAUUGUAUAAAGCAUCACGUCGUCACAUGUUCUUGUUAAAAUACUGUUUUAGGAUAUUGCGUGGUUUAAAAGGGAGCAGGACAUUUAGGCAAAAAUUAUUUCAUAGAGAUAAGACAGUUGAACGCAAUUGUAAUUUAUUUUUUUGGCUAUGGUUUUUAGAUAUCCUCUGCUUGUGUACAGGUGGAUCAAUAAAAGUAACUAAAACAGAUUGUCACCAGUGUUUUAGCGGAGAUAUCCCAAUAUCAAGCAUUUGUAAAACUAUCUUUAAACUACACGCCAGCACACCAGAAUCUGAUAUUAACUGUACACAGGAGUCAAUGAGACUGAACUGCUCAUUAACUCACCUAUACCAAUGUCAUUUAAAUUUGGCUUUGUGGUGUGUCCUGAGGACAUAUUUAUAGCACAAUGGGCUGCUUCCACUCGUGUGUUUUCAUGUGUAAUCUUGGCAGUUCUCUUUACCACUUGCAUCUGAAGAUGAGUCUUCUUUGGAAAAUGCAAGAAAAUAAAAAUACACUUCUCUCUCACUGGAAAAGCCUUAUAUAGAGAGACGCACACUUUCAUAGUCAAAGUUUAUGUCCACCUUGCCAACUGUGGAUGGCCCAAAACUGACAUGUAUUCUAAAUGACACAUGUCAGUUUAUCACUAUUCAACCAGCAUUCUGAAGAGUAUCUUUUGCAUCCUUUAAUGAAAUAAGUUAUUUAGUAAAAGUUAUCUAAGUGUUUGAAAUAACUUUUCAGUAUAUAAAAGGAAGAAAUGGCCAAUUGCGUAGUCUGAUCGAAAGUGUAAAUGGAACACGGCGUAACUGAAUUAUGGAUAAUUUAUAAAUAAGAAAAAGCACAGGACCAGAGGGUAGAUAAAGAUAACUGUAAGGGAAGAGGAGAGGGAAAAAAAUAGUGACAGGAUUAUUCACUGAAGAGUGAAUUGGGUGAAAUUCAACGAGAUUUUCCAAUUUUAGGACAACAUAGCUAAAUUGAAAAACAAAUUUAGAAUUUUACUUUCAGUCUGGAUCCCUGACAAUUUCCAUUUUAGUGAACAAGCCUAAAAAAGUUUAUUUGCUAAAAAUGGCGAACUGAAAACAAAAAUCGAUACUCAAAGUUGGAAAAAUUGUUUAAUUCUGUUAAAGUCGUGGCUUGACUAUUUUCAUACGAAUUUUGCAGUUUCAUUUCCGGUUUUACAGCUUCGUGAAUGAACCCCUGAAAAAAGAGAAGGAGGGACAGACUUGGCAUUGAAGUAGGAGAAGUUAGCCUAGGUUAGAUUGGAUAAUGGGUUUACAGGAACAGUAGUACGUAUGGCAGAGAGAGUGGUGGUCUGUUUGGUCUUAAUCCAAGGAGGCCAGAUCAUUAACUCCUAAAUAACGAAGGACCUUAAAUGUAAGUCAUGACUCGGUAGGAUCUGCCUAAGCAUUUGUCAUGACUGGGUUAAGGUUGUAGUAGUGUUUGGCAUGUUUUGUAUGGUAGCAUAUGUCAUAGAAUAUUGUUUUGCUGAAUGUAGGAAAGAAGAUUCUAUUAACCGUCCGACACAUUUUUAUGUGCCUAUAACAUUUAGGGGCACUUCAACUGUGAGUUUACCGUUUUAAAAGGAGACAGAGAUUACACAUGAAUUCACACAACGCUAACUUUAAAAGAUUUAAAAAAAAAAAAAGCACAUAUUGCCAGAUUUGGAUAGUGGUGUUAUGCUAAAAAAAAAUCUAUAACCUUUUUCCUAAUUGUCUUGCUCCUUGCUUAAGUUAGCCAAAACAGAAAAUAAAAUUUACAUUCUUCUGAUUUGAGUUUUGCUUUUUUAGGACCCACCCUUGCUGUUAUUAUUGAACAUAUUUGUGAUAAAAGAAAUUUAAUGACAUGUAGUGCAAAUCUGUCCUGUCUACUCGUUUUUACAUGACUGUGCAUAGCCAUCAUUGAUGUAUUAAAGGUUUCAUAACCACUGCAGCUUACUGUAGUGUUUUUUUAAUGCAAGGCAUGUAUGAGUGAGUUCCCUACUUAUUGUUGGUCAUGCAGUUCCCAUGUGGUUUGGCAAAAAGUCGAAGAUCUCUUGAUAUAUUGUGCACAUCCCUUCAGUUUGAGUCAUACGAGAAAGUGUUGCCUUUCUUGUAUAUUUAAAAUAACUGAUCUGUCAAGUAGGGAGGGGUAAUGUGCUGAUUAUCUUAUUUUUUUCGGGGUUAUUUUGUUUAUGUCAAACUGUUUGAAAAAGGUUUUGAUGAAAACCAGAGAGACUACAAUACAUUGCAGUGGUUAUAGUGCUCGGAGUGUCCUUUAAGUCACGCAAAACUAUCAAAUUUCAGAAUUGAAGUUUCGAUGUGUCGUUUAUUUUCCAACCAAUGCAGCAGAUUGAAAGACAAUCAUAAGACAGGGGUCAAUUUGGCUACUGGAAAAGAAUACAUUUUGAGACCAUAAAUGUGUUGUACAGCAAAUGUAUCCAAAGCAUGAUUUUAAAGCACGUGAAUUCUUGGAUCAAUAUCUCAGCUUAUUGUAUGUGUGUAUAUAUUAUAUUUUUCCUUUAUGUAGAAAAAAAAAAUGAUUGAGGACUUUUGGGAAAUAAAUGAGUAUCCACUAUCCAGCA